This is a messenger RNA of Etheostoma spectabile (orangethroat darter), 6216 nucleotides long. It is a transcript of the gene gabrg3, whose product is annotated as gamma-aminobutyric acid type A receptor subunit gamma3. NCBI's taxonomy places the organism in Eukaryota, Metazoa, Chordata, Actinopteri, Perciformes, Percidae. Gene Ontology annotation, molecular function: GABA-A receptor activity; extracellular ligand-gated monoatomic ion channel activity. Gene Ontology annotation, cellular component: membrane. Bases 311 to 1654 code for a protein of 447 amino acids. The record is from RefSeq and is a predicted model, not a curated record. The transcript is spliced from 9 exons. Gene Ontology annotation, biological process: chloride transport; monoatomic ion transmembrane transport; gamma-aminobutyric acid signaling pathway.
GUUUUUGAUGAAUGAGGGUCUUUCAGAGGACGCAUUCAGAGUGCGCGCACCUGCGUGAGACCAGCAGCGUCCGCAAUCUGCAACCUGCACCUGUAGUACAAGUGAGAAGCUGCUCCUUCGUCUGGAAAACGCCCGCGAGGACGCUUUCUAAAACGCCUCAUUUUAAAAAAUGACUGGGAUAUCUGCUGGAAUACAAACUACGAGGAGCUUGUCCCUCGCUGUGUCCUCUGAGCAGCCGUGACCAUCGUGUCCACGCGCCGUCCUCCACACUCACACACGUCUCUACUUGUUGUCCCCCCCUGCGAGAAACAUGUCCCCCAGAUUUCUGGCGUACGUCUUCCUCCUGUCCGUCCUUCAUAGCUGCUCUUUAACAAUCGAGUACGAAGAGGAGGACUACGAGGAUGUCACUGUGAACCAAAUGCUGGCUCCUAAAUCCCAGGAAACCGACGCCACGGAAAUACUCAACAAUUUACUGAAAGAAUAUGAUAAGAAGCUGCGGCCAGAUAUCGGAGGUAAACCAACUGUUAUAGAUGUUGAUAUAUUUGUGAACAGCAUUGGACCAGUGUCUUCAAUAAAUAUGGAAUACCAAAUAGACAUCAUCUUUGCCCAGACGUGGACAGACAGUCGUCUCAGAUACAACAGCACAAUGAAAAAAUUGACUUUGAACAGCAAUAUGGUUGGACUUAUUUGGCUACCAGAUACCAUCUUCAGAAACUCCAAGAGUGCCGAUUCCCACUGGAUUACAGUGCCUAACCAGCUGCUCCGAAUAUGGAACGAUGGGAAGAUACUUUACACCUUAAGACUGACAAUAAACGCAGAAUGCCAGCUGCAGCUGCACAACUUUCCAAUGGACGAACACUCCUGUCCGCUCGUCUUCUCCAGCUAUGGAUACCCACGAGAUGAGAUGAUUUACAGGUGGAGGAAGAACUCUGUGGAGGCAGCUGACCAAAAGUCCUGGCGUCUCUACCAGUUUGAUUUCAUGGGCCUGAGAAACACUACAGACAUAAUAAAGACUACAGCAGGUGACUAUGUGUUGAUGACAGUGUACUUUGACCUGAGCAGAAGAAUGGGCUACUUCACCAUCCAGACUUACAUCCCCUGCAUUCUCACCGUGGUCCUCUCCUGGGUGUCCUUCUGGAUCAAAAAAGACGCCACGCCAGCCAGAACGGCUUUAGGUAUAACCACAGUGCUGACUAUGACUACCCUCAGUAGUGUGGCCAGGACAUCUCUACCCAGAGUGUCUUAUGUCACUGCCAUGGACCUUUUUGUCACUGUCUGCUUCCUGUUUGUCUUUGCUGCUUUGAUGGAGUAUGCAACAUUAAAUUACUAUUCAUACAGUGCUCGAAGACCCAGCUGCAUGAAACCUAAAAGAAUGAACUAUUCAGUCCUGGAUGUGAGACCUCCACACACCAUCAUCACUCUAAACAACUCCAUGUACUGGCAGGACUUUGAGGACACUUGUGUCUACGAGUGUCUGGACGGAAAAGACUGCCAGAGCUUCUUCUGCUGCUUCGAGGAGUGUAAAGGCGGCGGCUGGAGAAAAGGUCGUGUCCACAUAGAUUUACUUGACCUGGACGCAUACUCGCGUGUCUUUUUUCCCACCUCCUUCUUGCUGUUUAACAUUGUUUACUGGGUAGGCUAUCUCUACCUUUAGCACACUGUUCUGCUGGUGACAGAAAAUGGACAGCACAGUUUGACAGAAAUCCAAGAUUAAUUAAAAGGUGACGCCAAAUAAACUCUUUCCUGUGCUGUCUGGAGCGGUUACCUGGAGACAAACAGACAGCGUGCAUCUGCAGGCCUGUGCCAAGCAGAGAUUUCUGCCUCUAUGACUUCAGGUAUGAUAAUAGGACACAUUACUGAUUCCCUUCAAUAUGCUGUACACAGAGGGAGGACAGGAUGGACUGUGUGCUAAUGACCAUCUAAAGGCAAAGAAGGAAAUGUGCUUUGCACUGCAACCCCUAACUUCUCAAUCAGGAGGAUGACUUGUGUUGUAGGGAAUGUACCGGCACGUAAUUAUCCAGACAUCAGUUCAAUCCAGUUGAUGAAAAUCCAAGGACGUUCAAACCAUUCUUAGUGCCUUCCUCUGGAGGGGUAGAUAAUAUCUGCUACAGUAAUCAGGGAAUAAUGAUUUAUAUAAAAUAGAAGAGCCUGGCUUUGACUGGUUAUGGCUGUUCUUAUUCAAAGCAUUGAGUUACAUUUAUAAAACAACCAUUUGUUGUAACAACAAGAUAAAAAAUGAUUAGGUUUUUAUCUCUUCAUACUGACUUUAGGCAUGACUCAUUCCUCCUGCUUGCAACACUACAGUGGCCCUCUACAGUAUAAGAAAUAAACUGGUUCCCAGGGAAGAGAGUGGUUUGAAUAAACCUUACAGCAGAAUGAAUACUGAUACAGUAUGUGCUUUGCUUUAUUGGCAUAAUUGUUUAUGUUAGUGGAUGUGAAGUCAAAGAUUUAAAUGCUUAUUUUAGACAGUGUGCUUGCAGGCACACAUCUCUCAUCGUUGGGAGAAGGCCCAGACCACCAACACUUUCAAUGACAUGUUUUUGAAAAUACCUUUGCUUUAAGGGAAUAGUUUUGGAUAAUUUAGGAAUCGGCUUUCUUACUAAGAGUGAGGAGAGAAACUUGAUACCACUCUCACGUCUGUAGCCUUCAGCAUGCUGAAUAGCAGCUACAGUCUGCAGCCGGUUAGCUUAGCCCCUGUUUUCAGCCUUUAUGCUAGUUAACAGCUAGCCUGGCCAUGUCUGAAGGUAAUAUAAUUGGCCUGCCACCUCUUUGGAUUUUGUACAUAUUAAACAACAUAUAAUGUGUUAUUUACAUUACAUUACAUUUAAUUUCUGCGAGUGAGUUUGUACCUGUGGACAUUUUCAGGCUAGCCAUUAGCCCCUGUUUCUUAUCCUUUAUGCUAAUGUGGCUGCUGCUGCAGCUUCGUAUUCAUCGUACUGGAUGGCCAAAUUAAAUAUAAUGGGUGUCAUUUGUACAUUACUGUAGGCACAAAUAUGAUAAUCCCACUCAUCAGGAUCACUCAUCUCUGUUCGGCCGUUGACUUUUAUUUGCAUGCAAUAGACAGUUAUAUAUUACCCUGAAGAAGUUAUAAUACAUUCUGGGAUAGAAUUAUGGUUUUAAUAAGGACUGUUUGUAUUCUAAUUUGAUUCUGUGUUUGUAUUUGGCAUUAGCAACCAUUGAAUUGCCUUAGUGUAGCCUGCCCAGAGCUGAGAUGAACACCAGAAUAGAUAUUUACCUCUUAUAAUAACCUCAUCAUGAGGAAGACCUCAUUUCAGCGAUGGUUACGUCUUUACCUUGGGCAGUAUACUUAAGCGGAACUUUUUAUAUCCCUCUGUUUUCUUUUUAUUAUAUAGGCUACAUAUGCCAAAUAUUUCACACAUGUGCCCAUUUAUGUUUUCAGGCACGUAUGAACAACACUAAUAUAUUUCAUUGCUGCACAAACAGUACAGUACGGUGGUGAAAUUCUUAUGACAUGAAAGAAAUAUAGUAUACAUAAAGUUGGCUUUUUAACUGUGGGGUAUUUAGCGAUGGCCAGGGUUGAUGCUGUGUUCACACUGUGGCAGUACGCAGUCGAUGGGAAACUGAACGGUCGUCAUUUCCAACCGGAGAAGAACAAUAAACUCCGCCAGCGCUGGUGGAAUGUGCCGCCUCGUGUGCCUGCAGAUAAACUGAUGCUGAGUGAAAACGGACGCAGCCACGUGUCGAAGCACCUGUGUGUCGCGUCUCAACCAACACAACGUACAGACAGCAGUUCAUCUUCUACAGCUGCAAAGAUUAACCCAUUAGUUGUCAAAUAUAAAAUUAUUCGCAAACUAGUUUGAUAAUCGUUUGAGUCCUUUUUUAUUACAAUUCUCUGAUUCCAGCUUCACAAAUUGGAAUAUUUUCUAGUUUCUUCAUAUCUCGAUGACAGUUAACUGAAUAUCUUUGAGUUUUGGAAAUAUUUGAGGACGUCAUGUUGGGUUUUGGGAAAAAAACUGAUCUGAUUUUCAAAACAACUAAUCAAUUAAUUGAGAAAAUACUCAACAGAUUAAUCAACUAUGAAAAUAAUUCGCUGGUUGCAGCAAUAGAAAUAAAAUGAAUAGAAAGCCAUUUUUGUGUACCAUUGUCAUGGUAACGUAUAAGCUUCCAAUAAUAAGCCGACUUCUGGCAAGGCGCGGAGCUGAGGUUUUGCACUGACAGACAACACCGGUGUCUGGGUUGCUUUUCUGCGUCGGGGACAGAGAAUGAGCCGAACAGCAGGCUGGGUCUAACGCUAGUGGUCCGCUGACCCUCUGCUGCUGGAUCCAACUGUCCCUCCUCACUCCCUGCAAGUCUGGAGAACGUCUCUUGAGCUGCAUUGGGCGGCUCUCUUCCAAGCAAGCUGCAACACACUGACGCGCAUUGUCUCUAUGUCAACUAACAACAAUCGCCAUUUCGUUGUGUAUCAAUCAAAGGACCACGGGAAACAGUUCGAUGGCCUUUCUGUCCCUUUUAUUUCUAUGGCUGCAGCCCUACUUUUUUGUUCUUUUCUUUGGCAAUGUAGUCAUUUUUUUAAUCCUACCUACUUCAUAAGAACUAAAAAUGUUAACAUGGUAUUUUAUUGGCCACAAUGUAAAUGCAAAAGUAUUGUUUUAUAAUCACGUGUAUGCUCAUUGAUUGAUUAAUUGAAUUACUCUGUGGAGCCCAGAGGUUGCAGUGUUCUAACUCCUUUCUGCUGACAGAUGAAGGGCGAUGCAAUAAGUUCUUCUGAGUGGUGCUAUGGUUUACAAUAACUGUCAUUAUCAUGUUAGAAUACAAUGUGAUUAAAGCUCAAAUAACAUACACUCUUUGUGGGGCAUUUUUGUCUUAACUGACUGAGAGAGGGGAGACAUAUCUAUACGACAGAGACCCCAGGUUGCACCGGGAUGCACCCAUUUGUUUUUCACCCAAGUUUGUAUUGGGAGAAUACAAACACAGGGCCCUGGCUGUUGAAAUCUCAGUGUUGACUCCCACUGUAUCAUCAGGCAAUAGUGUCUAAAACACAAAGCAGAAAGGGACACUUGAAAGUUCUGGCAUCGUUUAACGUAGUAGUAGUAGUAGUUGUAGUUGUAGUUGUAGUAGUUCUUUUGAAUAAGACUCAAAUGUAAGGUUGAGAGUUAUCGUGAACACUGCUCCAGAUGGUCUUUGAAAGUUCAUUAUUAUCACAUUUUCUGUAGGAUGUAUGGGAUUUACAUAGGACAAUAAUACCAUGGUUUAUGGUCUAAAAGAGUUAAAUAAAAACUGAUUUCCCACCGGCUGUCACCACCCCUCUCUACUGUACGUACCCUGUCAAAUUGGCUGUUGAUUUAGCGUCGUUUUGCCAACAUUUUUCUGUAUCAUCCUUCCAGACGCAGGGAAAGCAAAAGGGGUACACACUGGGCAGGGUUUAGGCUGGGAUUUGAUCCCAGGCCAGUAUGGACAUGUGUGUGGCUCCAGACUGAACUGUUGAACCAGGUCUGUGAUCCGUGUCAUCUGCGCCCAGGAUCAGCAGGACUUGUGCAGAUGGGGCAUCUGAGGGACAGACAUUUACACAUGAAAUGUAUCUGUCUGCCAAUAACGUGCUAUGUAAAUCCCUCGCAAAGAAAAGUUGUGUGUUUUUGUGAUUCGGAAAUCUUUGUCAUGUAAAUCUUCAGAGUCUUAGUGACGUUGUACAAUAACCUCAGUGCAAACACUGCAUUAAGUCUAAGCCACAUUCAGUAUUGUGAUGAAUAAGCCAAAGACGUGUUUGUGUUACUUUAUUCUCUGAUAGUUUGAAUCAUGUUGGAGGGAAUUGUUGUGUUUUGGGUUACGACUUCAGUUUUCAUGUAUUCAGUGCAGUGCUGUCAAGUGCCAUUGGACUGAAAACUAUGAGCGUACCAGAAAUGAUGAGCCUAGAAGCACUCUAAGAUGGUUUAAGUUAUUUGCCAAUUCAUCCACGGAUUGUAUUAUUUGUGGCAGAAAUCUCACUAACUGCUACUGUACGUGCUAAAGAGGAACUUGAAGAGUGUCUCUGCUGCUGUAUGCAGAGUGCAGCUUUUCACCAAACUUGUGCUAUCUGCAGUGUACUUCAACAGUGGUAAAUCAUAUUUUUGUUGACAUGUAUUAUCUCCUAUCUAACUUACUGUAUGCAUAAUACUCAACUUCUGUUUUGUGUUUUCAUAUUUGUGACUUCAGUGUGACAUACGGUAGAUAUCUCAUUACGCAAUGGUACAGUCAAGUGCACGUGUUGAGAUUGUACUC